AUGUCUCGCCCUGCACACAAAAGGCCAGAAUAUCACAAAAUAAACAAAGACCUUUUUGUACUCACCUAUGGAGCUCUGGUUGCUCAGCUAUGCAAGGAUUAUGAAAAAGAUGAGGAUGUGAACAAAUACCUAGAUAAAAUGGGUUACGGUAUUGGGACGCGGCUGGUGGAAGACUUUUUGGCUCGAUCCUGUGUGAGAAGAUGCCAUAGUUAUUCGGAAAUUGUCGACAUAAUCGCCCAGGUUGCUUUCAAGAUGUAUUUGGGAAUUACACCAAGUGUGACCUGUCACAACUCAAGCAGAAACAAAUUUUCCCUGAUUCUAGACAAGAAUCCUCUGGCAGAGUUUGUGGAAGAGCUCCCUGCUGGACGAUCUGCCUUGUGCUACUGCAACUUACUGUGUGGGAUCAUCAGAGGAGCCCUGGAGAUGGUUCAUUUGGCUGCUGAUGUUACAUUCUUGCAAGACAGACUAAAAGGCGACAGUGUAACUGAAAUCGGAAUAACAUUUCUGAAAAAGCUGGAUGAGAAAAAAUACAGACGGAAAAAAUGA
This is a messenger RNA of Psammomys obesus (fat sand rat), 546 nucleotides long. It is a transcript of the gene Trappc3l, whose product is annotated as trafficking protein particle complex subunit 3L. The transcript has 5 exons. Bases 1 to 546 code for a protein of 181 amino acids. Gene Ontology annotation, biological process: intra-Golgi vesicle-mediated transport; endoplasmic reticulum to Golgi vesicle-mediated transport. Gene Ontology annotation, cellular component: cis-Golgi network membrane; TRAPP complex; cytosol. The record is from RefSeq and is a predicted model, not a curated record. Lineage: Eukaryota; Metazoa; Chordata; Mammalia; Rodentia; Muridae.